This is a messenger RNA of Naegleria gruberi, 1554 nucleotides long. RefSeq lists its product as uncharacterized. Gene Ontology annotation, cellular component: endoplasmic reticulum. The record is from RefSeq and is a predicted model, not a curated record. The coding region runs from base 1 to 1554 and encodes 517 amino acids. The transcript is spliced from 2 exons. NCBI's taxonomy places the organism in Eukaryota, Heterolobosea, Eutetramitea, Acrasida, Naegleriidae. Gene Ontology annotation, molecular function: acyltransferase activity.
AUGUUGUCAUCAAAGGUAACUAAAAAGUACGAACCUAUUGUUCCAAAACCUCUCUUUUAUGGUUCAUUGGUUGUAACAAUUGGUAUUGUGAUUGUAUUGCUAAAUCAUGCCUAUAACUUGUCUCGGGAUUUUAUUACAUCAGGACAGGCGAUCUAUCCAAUGAGAGUUGACAAAGGAUGGUUUAUGGAUUUUGAACAGAAUUAUAAGGCUACUCUGAUUUAUUACUUGCUAUUUUCUGCAGGAUUUAUUUAUUUCCUUUAUGGAAAUUGUGUAAUAUUUCUUAUUGGAAUUACUCUUGUAAAUUAUUUAAUUGGAAAGAUUUUCAAAUCAAGUAAGCUAAAUACUAUUGUAUCUUGGCUUUUCAAUUUGACAAUUUUAUUUACUAGUAAGCGAUAUAAUGGAUACUAUUUCCAGGACUUCUUUUUACCUGGUUCUCUAGAACAAAAUAGAGGAGUUCUCGAUUGGGAAACCUAUUUUAAUAUCUUAUUUUGUAGAUUAAUUAGUUAUAAUAUGGAUUAUUCAGAACAAUUAUCAAGGGUCCCAUCUGAUUCAAUCAAUGCUACUAAAAAGGAAGAUGAACAAUGGUCAGAAUAUAGACAACGUCAGGAAACAUCUUUGAAUAUCGAGGCUGAUUUCAAUUUACUCCAUUAUUUGGCCUACAUUUUCUAUACACCACUCUUUAUUGGUGGUCCUGUUUGCAGUUAUACUGCUUUCAUUUCUUAUGUAAAAUAUUCCACCCAAAAAGAACUCUCAUAUGGUCAAUUAAUAUGGCACACUAUUAGACUUGUCGCUUAUAUUAUUUUAUUAGAGAUUUACCUUCACUUGUUCUACACUGUUGGUUUCAAUGAUGUAGGAUUCUGGAAAGAGGGACUCUGGAGAGGAAAAUUCACUCGAGUUCUCCCUCCUUUUUCAGUUGGUGUCAUUGGUAUUACUACUCUAACAUUUAUGUAUAUGAAAUUCUUGAUUAUUUGGAGAAUGUUCAGAUUGUGGGCUCUUUGGGACGGAAUCAAUCCUCCUGAGAAUAUGAAUAGAUGUGUGAAUAAUAAUUACCUUGUUUCAGAUUUUUGGAGAUCUUGGCAUAGAUCUCUCUAUAUGUGGAUUUUACGUUAUCUUUACAUACCACUUGGAGGAAGCAAAUCAAAGGUUUGGAGUGUUUGGAUUAUUUUCACUUUUAUUGCAUUGUGGCAUGAUCUUUGGUGGAGAUGGCUUGCUUGGGCAUGGAUUAAUUGUUGUUUAUUGAUUUUGGAAGCUGUCUUUUUCUAUGCUAUUCUUCCAAGAAUGUCAUGGAUUGAAAAAUUGAGACAAAGAAGCAAGUAUACAUUUGCUUUCUUGUGUGGAUUUUCUGGAGCUAUCAGUAUUAUUACCCUUAUUAUUGCAAAUCUUGCCAUUAUGCAUGGUUUUGCUGAUACUCCACUUUUCAUUCAUCAACUCUUCUUACAACCAGGUGGUUUUGUUUACUUUUUGACAAUCUUAUUUGCACUUCCUUUUGUUGUAAUGGUCAUGAUUCAUAAGAGAGAUAUGGAAAGAAUGGCUGGUGAUGAAAAGAAGUUUUAA